UGGCACCUUGCAUGGUAGCCCAGUCAUCAGUGUAUUGUAGUUUUAGAGCGCUUUGAGUGGUCGGAAGACUAGAAAAGUGCUAUACAAGUGCAGUCCAUUUAGCAUUCAAAUGUUGAGAAAUGUCCGCCGUAGAAUAGUAGUAGAACGGCUGUCUUCCGUGGUCUUUUGACUGUGGUUAUGCUGACAACACAUAUCAGUGGUACCGUAAGGAGAUAGAUGGCUAGCUAGGUAGCUUCUCUGGAGCGGUGGGGAGUGAGGCGGAUGGACCGUUGGACCCUGUGCUGCCAGUGUAGCAUUAAAGCAUGACGACAUUUGCCAGCUAGAUAACUAGCCAGCUGUCUGCUAGUUAGCUUGCCUAAUUGUUAAUUCCACCAUGCUUUAAUGCUACACUGGUUACAGAAAAUGAGCCAAACAAAGUUGUCACUCAUCUGUUGCGCUGUGACAAGAGUGUGUGCAUGAAGCUCUAAGUUGUUCAAUUACUCUGGCUCUCAUCUCGCAACGUUAUUUCUUCACUCGUUUUAGUUACUACUGCAAAAAUCACCUCAGUGAGUCAACGACUUGUUGAAGGUUGGUUUAGUUUAUGUGGACGUUAACAUGCUUACUAUGAUGUGACCUAAAAAAUGUCCUCAUCUGUGGUUUUUGUGAGCAAUAUCUUGCACAAAAUGACAUUUUCUUUGAUCACAAAGCUUCAUCCACAAAGUGCACACUGGCCAAGAGUUGAGCAUGUCCACUUAUGUUCGUUGACUCAUGAAUUUGCAAUGCAAAUUUCCUGCUGAUAAGCACCUUCUACAAAUGUUUUUGAUGUCCUCAAUGCGUCCAUCAGUUGUGCUAGCCUCGAGGGUAACUGCAUCUGAGCCUAGAAUCUUGUUCACAAUGGCUUUUUUUAGAUGACAAAAUGUAUGUCUCUGCCACAGCAUGUGCCGAUUUCUGACUAGGCUACUAGUUCAGAUAGUAGGUGGCUAGCUAUGAGAGCUCUCUCAGACGCUUUCAUGGUCGUCCCCAUGAAAACUGCCUGUUUCUCAUUACAAUCACACAAGCGAACAAAAUACUUUUCAUCAGGGUUAGGCCUGACAUGAGGUUGAUCAGCAUCAUGUCCAGGUUCUGUAUUUUUCCUUUUCAAAAAUUCCGAAGGCAUAGCUGUCAAUCUCUCGACUGGGCCUUUUGUGUUUUUACCACUUUUGUCACCUGAAGGCCACCGUAGGUUGUCUCCACACUUGGAAAGGGAGGGGUGUGCCGAGCGGUUGCGCAACUGUUGACCGUUUGAACCCGCAGUUGCCGCUUGCUUCUAUAACAAUUCUUUUUUUUAAAUAAAUGCUUGUCAUCCUCUUCCCUAGGUCACAUCCGGGACCCCAAUAACCAGGUGCAGGUUGUGAAAAACCUACGCAUCUGUGUCAACAAUGUGGUGACGAGCCCAAACCCAGCAUCCGCUGCCUUCAGCCCUGCCCAGCGCCGAAGGCUCAACGAAGUGGUGUUAUCCUGCCAGCCACAAGAGGGGGCUGCGACCAACGUGAUCACGGCAGGAGACUACGACCUCAACUUCAGUGAUCACUCUCUUAAAGCUAGCGCCCCCUGGUACAGUGCCUGGAAAGAAACACUGUCUGAAGUCAGCACCUCCAAGCACUACACAGCGACUACGCCCUGGUUUGAAGCCUACAGGGAGAACUUCCUGCAGUCAAUGGCCACCUCAGACCAUGAGUUCCUCAACCACUACCUCGCCUGCCUGCUGGUGGUGUCCUCCACCGAGACGGUCCCUGUGGAGCAGUUCCUCAAGCUCUCUCAGGAGCAGCACAGGAUCCAGCACAGUGGAGAUUACACCAACCCCAAGUGGUUCAUACCCAACACGCUCAAGUACUACGUCUUACUGCAUGACAUGAGCGAGGGGGGCGAACAGAGGGCAGAUUCAGUGUAUGAGGAAAUGAAACAGAGGUACGGUCACCAGGGCUGCUACCUGUUGAAAAUGAACUCUCGUACCUUCUCGGCUGAAGAGGAUGAACAGAUUCCAGACCCCUGGAGUCAGUACCUGCACAGGAAUAAUCUGCCGAACCAGGAGGUGCUUGAUGAUGCAGCUGUGAACAGUGCUGCUGUUGAGAAUAACAUCAGUGCAGCUGAAGUGGACAGCCAUCACACUACAGAGAAAGACGGAGCCUCCAACAGCCUGGAAAGCCACCCUCUCCAGCUGGACACAGCGAGCAGCUCGGGGAGCCUGCACACCCUCAGUGCUAUCAACCCUGAGCUGAAGAAAGGUGCGAGAGAUCCAGAGAGCCUGGCGGGGGGAGCAGGGAGCCACGGAGCAUGUCUGACCCUGAAUGACCACGACCACGUCAGACAGUUCAUCCAAGAGUUCACUUUCAGAGGCCUGCUGCCACACAUAGAGAAGAACAUCCGGCAGCUCAACGACCAGGUACAGCUCCAAGCAUUGACCUUCCAUAUUAUAUAUGUGAUAAAUAAACAUUCACUUCCAGCUUCCUCUAUCACCACUGAAAUGGAUCCACAGAGGCAGACCGAUAUAUGUAAAUAUGAUUAGUUUUUGGUGUGGUUUGGGAAAAGUGGCGCCACCAUAUGGCCACUUAUGUAGCACUUCAUGUUCUUCCUGAAAACGAUUGAAUCCAAGGCUCAUGCUGCCCGGCGGAACCUUCUUUCUAAAGAUUGUCCGCUGCCAUUUUCAGAUUUGUUGAUUGCGAUACAGUUUCACAACUCUCCCCACACGCUUGUAAAUAGUAUUAUUACAUUAUGGCAGUGGAGGGCCGUGCAUUUUAUACCUGGGCCUUCUGUGCUGUCCUACUACACUUGA
Messenger RNA from Anarrhichthys ocellatus (wolf-eel), 2791 nucleotides. Its product is annotated as trafficking protein particle complex subunit 8-like. The transcript has 7 exons. The record is from RefSeq and is a predicted model, not a curated record. Gene Ontology annotation, cellular component: TRAPPIII protein complex. The coding region runs from base 1676 to 2524 and encodes 282 amino acids. NCBI's taxonomy places the organism in Eukaryota, Metazoa, Chordata, Actinopteri, Perciformes, Anarhichadidae.